Messenger RNA from Caenorhabditis remanei, 429 nucleotides. RefSeq lists its product as uncharacterized. The record is from RefSeq and is a predicted model, not a curated record. The transcript is spliced from 2 exons. The coding region runs from base 1 to 429 and encodes 142 amino acids. NCBI's taxonomy places the organism in Eukaryota, Metazoa, Nematoda, Chromadorea, Rhabditida, Rhabditidae.
AUGCGUGGGUUGAAACCCCGGAUGACAGAACUUCAAACUAUUUCUGGAUAUUGUUUUUUGGUGAUUGUAUUAAUUGGAACAUACCUUGGCAUUUCUAAUAUUCUUCACUGCCGUCAUUUUGAAGUUAGAAGUGUUGUUCCCCAAUUCCAUUUCGAAGUUGGUGGUGUAGUAUGGAAUACCACAGGUGCUGAUUGGUGGGAGUCCUUCGAUGUGGCAUUGAUGACGGAUCAUCAUUUGGACACUUCCAUUCAAAUCCCAAGUGGUUCCAGUCGACAAGUGAUAUUCUCCUCCGUUCAUGGUAACAGCGAGGUUGAUGAUGACUCUUUGCCAGUGUGGGGAAUGGAGGUAUGGACGAACAUGGUCGAGUGGACGUUCAUCGCAGGAGAUCUUUCCAGAGAUGUGGUAGUCUGGGUUUACCUGGAAAAAUGA